UAUUCAGAUUAUAGUCAAAACGUUAGCGGCUCUUCAAGAGGUAUUUACCUAUAUCUCUCUUAGUAAAUAUCCAGUAUCCUUGUUGUGAAAAUCGAAAUCAUCGAAAAUGCGUGCAUUCGGCGUUUGCUUAGUUCUGGUGCUGUUCGUAGCAAUUCUGGUCGGUACCAGCGGCAAUCCUAUCGACGAUGAAAGCAUCGUCACUCCGGUAGCAGCGGAACAGCCGUUAUCCCUGUUUGAUCUCGACGCCCAGCAAGGACAUGAGAACGAAGGCGACCGUUUGGCGCGCCAUCAUAGUGGCUAUGGACAUGGACAUGGUGGCUAUGGACAUGGAUAUGGUGGCGGUCAUGGACAUGGAUAUGGUGGCGGUCAUGGACAUGGUGGUGGCUAUUACCAUUAAAAUGGGUGCAUAAAAACGUAUCAGCUAAGAAUUCGUUGCAGACAAAGCCCCAAAAUUGUGCGUGGUGGUAUUCAGACAAAAAUUAAAUCAGCUUUAUUUAAAUAAACCAAACCUAAUAAUGUGGUGUGAAUAAGAUAAACAUAAAUGUGAGGAAGUGCUGCGUAAUGAACUUUAGAACAGUCGAAUGACCUUCGGAGAAAAUAAUAUUUUAAAAAUAAGUUUAUUUUUUCAUAACUUUAGAAUUGACCUUGUUUUGUAUGUAACAAGUUUGUGUUAACGAAUGGAUGGAAUGUGAAUAGUAAAUAUAUUUUUUUAAAUAUUAAGAUCUCGAACAAAUUUUAACUAACAAAAUAAUUAAGAUGCAUUUUAUAUACAUAAGAGUAUCAAAACCGUCUAUUGAAUUUAUUUAAAUGGUCGAACCCACGUUUCUUUUGUAUAAAUCAUCAAUAAUAAAUAAGUUAUAACUACUGGGAAUGGGAAACAUUUGACGGAAAAAGUGUACCAAAUAACUAGACUAAAUCUGUCUCGUUAUUUAAAAUGAAUGAAAUUGAUGAAUUACGCACGCACAUAAUGAUUAUAUAAAUCUUUAUAGCGGAUAGCACGUGGACUCAUCCAUUUUUAAUAACUUCUUAUUUGUCUCAAGAUUAUUUUAUAUCGACUGAACUUAAAAUUUAACCAAUGAGUUUGAUAGUAAUAGGGAUGUAUGAACGUGAUAAAAACUAAGAACAAGGA
Zeugodacus cucurbitae (melon fly) is the source of this 1129-nucleotide messenger RNA. RefSeq lists its product as uncharacterized. NCBI's taxonomy places the organism in Eukaryota, Metazoa, Arthropoda, Insecta, Diptera, Tephritidae. The record is from RefSeq and is a predicted model, not a curated record. The transcript has 2 exons. Bases 107 to 397 code for a protein of 96 amino acids.